GGCCCCUCCCGGGGCGGGGCUUCGGGGACACGUGAGCGCCCGGGGGCGGAGCCCGGUUCAGGCUGUGCCGCCUGGCGAGGCCCGCUGGUCGCCUUGGUUGGCCGGCGGUCACCUUUUCCCCUUUCCCCUUGGUCAGGCGCUCGGCGGGUGGGAGCAGCUAGCGCUGCCUGGGCCGCAGCCCCUGGGCCGGGGUGCGAAUGGAGGGCGCGGACGCGGAAACGCAGCGGGAGCGGGAGCGGGAGCAGCAGCAGCAGUUCUCCUACCAGGUCUUCCCCGAGCGCUUCUCGGAGGGCAAGCCCAAGCGGAGCUUCCUGCACACCAGCUUUUGCACCCACAAUCAGAAAUGCCGGCUAAUGCUCCUCAAGGCGACGGAACUAAGUCCAUUUGUCAAACUUCUGCUGGAUGCUAUGAAGCGUUCUGGUUGCACUGUUUACAGAGAGAGACAUUUUUCUUGUGAAGAUUGUAAUGGAAAUGUCAGCGGAGGUUUUGAUGCAGCCACAUCCCAGAUAGUUUUGUGUCAGAAUAAUAUCCAUAAUCAAGCUCACAUGAACCGAGUGGUCACUCAUGAACUAAUCCAUGCAUUUGAUCAUUGUCGUGCUCACGUCGACUGGUUUGCUAAUGUCAAACAUUUAGCCUGUUCAGAGGUUCGAGCUGCUAACCUCAGUGGAGACUGCUCACUUCCCAAUGAAAUGGUACGAUUUAAUUUUGGAUUAAAACAACACCAUCAGACUUGUGUCCGAGACAGAGCUCUUCGCUCCAUUCUGGCUGUUAGAAAAGUUAGCAAAGAAGACGCUCAAAAAGCUGUCGAUGAAGUUUUUGAAUCCUGCUUUAAUGACCAUGAGCCUUUUGGAAGGAUACCACACAACAAGAGUGAUGCAAAGCGUGCCCAUCGAGACUUUCAGAACCGAGAUCGCUAUUAUUCAAAUGUAUGAAGACCAUGGGGGUCAUCUUGUCUUCAAUAUUAGAGUGUUCAUGGAGAAAAUAUGGUUCAUAGAUUGACAUGUUAAAACCAAAAUUAACAUGGAAAUAUGGAUCCACAUACAACAGAGGUAAAUUCCAUUCGUUGGGUAGAGAAAUGGAUAGCAAGGCAGAAGUGAAUCUGUCUUGGAUCUUUGGAUGUUUUUAAGCUCAAGUCAGAGACUUUUCUUUUUGCCUUUUCAGAGGUUAAUAUUUGUGAUACCUCCUUCUUAUGGCAAAUAAAUGAGAUUUGAGUAUUUUCUACAAC
Molecule: messenger RNA, 1225 nt
Organism: Sarcophilus harrisii (Tasmanian devil)
Lineage: Eukaryota; Metazoa; Chordata; Mammalia; Dasyuromorphia; Dasyuridae
Gene: ATP23
Product: ATP23 metallopeptidase and ATP synthase assembly factor homolog
Exons: 6
Coding region: 198-932 (244 amino acids)
Biological process (GO): mitochondrial protein processing; mitochondrial proton-transporting ATP synthase complex assembly
Cellular component (GO): extrinsic component of mitochondrial inner membrane
Molecular function (GO): metalloendopeptidase activity
Source: RefSeq, a predicted model, not a curated record